Messenger RNA from Chenopodium quinoa (quinoa), 1780 nucleotides. RefSeq names its product exopolygalacturonase-like. Lineage: Eukaryota; Viridiplantae; Streptophyta; Magnoliopsida; Caryophyllales; Amaranthaceae. Gene Ontology annotation, biological process: carbohydrate metabolic process. Bases 19 to 1254 code for a protein of 411 amino acids. The transcript is spliced from 5 exons. The record is from RefSeq and is a predicted model, not a curated record. Gene Ontology annotation, molecular function: polygalacturonase activity.
AAAAAAAAAAAAAAAAAAAUGAAAACUCCCAAUCUCCCAUUGUUGAUUAGCUUGUUUUAUACAUUUGUUAUAGUCGUAAGAUCCCAAAAGACGGUCGACAUAACAAAAUUUGGUGCCAAGCCUAAUGCAGAUGCAACACAGGGCUUAUUGGGUGCCUGGAAAGAGGCAUGUGCAGCAAAAGCACCAACGACGAUUGUAGUACCUAAAGGAACCUUCUUGUUGAACGCGGUGAAGCUUAUGGGUCCUUGCAAGAGUCCGAUUACUAUCGAAGUUCGAGGAAACUUCAAAGCACCACCACAAGUAGCCCAGUUUAAAGGCCAAGACACUUGGGUUAAAUUUGAAAACAUUAAGGGUCUUACUGUCAACGGUGUUUCUGGUGGAGGAACUUUUGAUGGUCAAGGAAAAUCCGCUUGGAAGCAGAAUGAUUGUGCUAAAUUGAUAUAUUUUCAUAAAAAUCCUAAUGAUUUGUGUUGUGCAUUGCAGAACUUUAGGUUCAAUUUUGUAACGAAUUCAAAGGUUAUCGGCUUAACAUCAAAAGACAGCAAGAUAUUUCACUUUGCCCUCCUAGGGUGUAAGCACCUGGAAAUGACAGACAUAACUAUUACAGCCCCAGCAGACAGCCCUAACACAGAUGGCAUUCACAUCGGACGUUCUGAAUUUAUUAUCAUAAGAGGAUUCACCAUUGGCACUGGAGAUGACUGUGUGUCCUUUGGUGAUGGUGCUAAGAGCGUCAUUGUAGAAAAUGUUACCUGUGGACCUGGCCACGGUAUUAGUGUUGGAAGUCUUGGCAGAUACCCUAAUGAGGAGCCAGUGUCAAACAUCACUGUAAGGCAUUGUACCAUCAAGGAUACCGACAAUGGUGUCCGUGUUAAAACAUGGCACAACUCAUAUCCAUCCUCCGUUGAUGGGUUGCAUUUUGAGAAUAUCACUGUCGAAAAUGUUAGAAACCCUGUCAUUGUUGAUCAAGAGUACUGCCCCUACAAUCACUGCAAAGAAAAGACGCCAUCAAAAGUUAAGCUUUCCGACAUUAAGUUUAUGAACGUUAAGGGAGCUUCAAGUGGCAAGGAAGCUGUGAAGCUGAUUUGCAGCAGUGGAUUUCCGUGUGACAAGGUGGAGCUCGCAGACAUAGAUCUUAAGUACACUGGCAACGAUGGUCCAGCGGUUUCAAUGUGUAAAUUCGUUAAGCCUUCUCUUGUUGGAACGCAGAAUCCACCUGCUUGCGAUGCCCCUGCAACCCCUGUUGUUGAACUUUAAGUUCCAGGACAGCAGGGCUUCUAUUGUUACAUACCAAAAUUUUGUAGUCUUCAGUUUUUUUACCCCUUAGUAUAAGUUAAUAAAUAGUCUAGAGCGCAUAGACUGUCGAAUAAUUGGUAUGAUUUUACAAUUAUUCGUGUACUUAAUGUAAAUGAAAAGCAAGCAAAAUUAUGAUUUCAUGUUCCUCUUCUCUAACAUCUGUUUCGUCUAGUAUAGUGUUUUGGAGAUGUAAUAGCCAAACCAAGAAUUUUAUCGAAAACAGUCCUAAUACCACAAAAACUAGAGCAAGUAAUUUGCUUUUAUGAAGUGUAAACAAACAUCAGAAGUUAACGUUGCUCCUCCUUGAACGCAUUUCUAUUUUCUUACCACUUGAUACUCGGCUUCCAUCGAUGAUCCUUACAUAAAUUAUCAAUGAAUUCCCCAUGAGAUGUUCGUCAACAAGAUCAAAAUUAUUUAAUCCACAGCACCCAUAUCAGUGCUGAAUCGCAGAUAGAUCGACCCAAAUUAGACUAAUGGGAACCUUCAU